Messenger RNA from Vanessa atalanta (red admiral), 3332 nucleotides. Its product is annotated as thiamin pyrophosphokinase 1. The coding region runs from base 245 to 1138 and encodes 297 amino acids. NCBI's taxonomy places the organism in Eukaryota, Metazoa, Arthropoda, Insecta, Lepidoptera, Nymphalidae. Gene Ontology annotation, biological process: thiamine metabolic process; thiamine diphosphate biosynthetic process. The transcript has 7 exons. Gene Ontology annotation, molecular function: thiamine diphosphokinase activity; thiamine binding; ATP binding. The record is from RefSeq and is a predicted model, not a curated record.
UUUAAAAUUAACUUAGAGCCUUGAGGAUAACCAAACGAGUUGAUUAAAAAUUAGCCGCUUUGUAAAUUGUAUUAAAGUAUGUAAGCAUUGUACUUAAAAUAAUAAUUAUAAUUUUAUUUUUGAAUUACUUAAAGAAAAACGUACAUACUGGAUUUUAUAUUAUCAUUGAGCAAUUUAUACCACUCGAAAGAAAUAAGUUAUUUGAUUGAGUAAUAUUAAUCAUAAUUUGGAAAAAAAAUAUUAAAUGGAUACUAACAACGUAAUCAAUAAGGUGCAAAAAUUAUUAAAUGUCUUCUAUGUACAACAGAAGGCGGCAAGCAGUGUUACCAAGUGUUGGAAAUGGAACAUUAACGAAUUUACUAAUAAUCAAGUUAAUCAUAAAUAUGCAGUACUUAUUCUCAAUCGGACAAUAUCUCAGAAGCAAGAGUUUAUAAAAAAAAUAUGGAAUAAUGCAACUUUAAGAAUAGCAGUUGACGGAGGAAUGGUACAUUGGGAGAAAUUUGUAAAUAAUUUACCUGUAAAUGACCAGAGAACCAUGAAGCUACCUGACCUGAUUACAGGAGACUUUGACUCUAUAACUGAAGAUGUUCUAGAAAAAUAUAAAAAGAAAGGUUGUAAGGCUAUUCACACCCCAGACCAAGAUCACACAGAUUUUACGAAGGCCUUAAAAGAAUUGAACAAUUACUGCAUAGAUAAUGAAAUUCAGAUGGAUCAUGUUAUUGCAAUAGCCCAAAGCUCGGGAAGAAUAGACCAAAUUAUAGGCAAUAUUCAAACGUUAUAUUUAGUCAGAGAGGAGAGGUUGUUGCACCCUGAAACCAAAAUGUAUAUAAUGUCAGAUGAUUCUCUAACAUGGCUCCUGAGUCCGGGAGAUCAUAUCAUUGAUAUACCAGAAGAAAGCAGGCGAGUUAAAGGUUGUUGGUGCGCCUUGAUACCAGUGGGCGAAGUUUGUGAAAGUGUUACUACAAAUGGACUCAAAUGGAACUUAGACAAUCAGCAGCUGAAAUUUGGCCGAUUGGUGAGCACGUCGAACACUUUUGAUGGAUCUGAACAAGUGAAGAUCAAGUGCAGUCACACACUCGUUUGGGCAAUGGAAAUACCUAGCUUAACAAAUGUACAUUCUGAUAAGGAGAACUGUUAACUUGUGAGUUAUUUUUUGACAUGAAGUUAGUUUAGUGCAGUCAAAUUAAAUAACAGAGGUAAAUGAGGACCCUCUUUAUAAUGUUUACAAUUAGAUGGAUGGACACAUUGUAGCUAACUCAAAUAUUAUUUUUAAGUUUUUAAAACCGUUUAGUCCCUAUUUUUAAUCUGUCGCCGCUCCAUCUACUUCACCAAAGAAUAUUAAAGACAAUAUUUAUAAAUAUAUAACAUGAAAAUAUAUGCAGAUAAAAUAAUAUUAAGGAGUUGAUUCACACUCCUUAAUGGAAGAUAUUUUUCAAGCAAUUAUUACUUUAGUUUUUUUAAAUUUUUUAUCUACCUCAGAAAAAAUGCGUAAUGUAUUGAAUGUAUUGGAUGUUAUAUAAAUUAUAUUUAUAAAAGAAACAUGUUCCUUAUACCGAAUAUAACGUGUACUUAUUCAUCCACUGAAACUUUCUUCUUCGUGCUGGAAUAAUGUGAAGUGACUGACAAUACUUUUAUAUCUGUGAAAUUAAUAAAAGUAAUAAUUAUUAUGUACAUUUCAAACCUAAAAGAGAUUGCCAUAUUAAAAAAUGUUUGAAAGUAAUAAUUGCCUACAAGCCUAUUUCAAUUUGUUGCAUGAAAAAUGGGCAAGUAUAAAGACUAAUGUCACGUGUCUCUGUGUCAAUGUCUCUUCCAGUUUGAUUCUUGCCUCUUGCUGCGGCAUAAAGUUCAUAUGAAAACGGGCUUGACAAAAUAAGAUUUAAAAAACGAUAGGAAUGUUAUUCAUAAAAAUAAUUGAAUAUAACUGCUCUGUCGGUGCUAAUAUCUUUAUCUGCUUAGAACCUUAAUGUCCUAUCUACCUCGCAUAUUAUUUUAGGUGGAUGUGUUUUUGUUGUAGAUAAGACUGUAAUAGUUUUUUUUUAUUUAUUCCAUCAAGUUAUUUAUGGCACAAAGUAUGUUAAUUUUUUUUUUUUUUUUGUUAUAAAGGACUUUACACUGUUAUUGUUGGGUUUAAUUGAUCGUGGUGUUAAAUAGAUUAGUGGGCUGUAUUUUAAAGAUCCGGUAAUCGAACUAGUUUUGCAGACAAAACGAAUUGCUCGCUUCCGGGAUAUAAGUUAUUGUAAUUACUUUUUUAUACUUACUUGUGGGCAUUCAGUCAUAAUAUUGCUGAUGCAAUAAACUGUUAUUGUAUUUGAUUUGUAGAAAAAUAAUUUUCUUUAAUUUGUUUUUUUUUUUUGUUUAAUAUUUAACGACUUCUGCGAUGUAUUUGAGUAAUGUGUUGCCCGAUCUAUACACGAGGCAAAAAGUAAUGAAAUAUUUUAUAAAAAAAAAAAACAUUUUUUUAUGCAAUUUUUGUGGUCUAAGUUUGAAGGCCCAAUUUUUAUCAUAAUAUAUAAUAUCUGUCGGUCGUAUUUGUUAGGUUAAGCGUCACUAUAGUAAGACUGCACAGGGUAGUCGGGUACGCUAUGUGCUCACACAAAGCGAAUGGAUUAGACUGUGAUUAACAUAACUGGUUACAAUUUUAUUAUGUGAUAAUUUUUUUGUGUAUAUUUGUCUAAGUCUUCAUAACUUAAAAAAUAGAUUAAAAUUAAAUUUGAAGACUUACAAGUAAUGUCUUAUUAAAGGAAUUAAUAAUUAUUGAAACAAACGAAGAAAAAUGAGGCUUAUUUUUUAUCUACGUAAAUUAAUAACUCAUAUUGUGGAGGUCACGAACUUGAAAUUUUGUUUUAUCUCCCAAAUUAAAUAGAUAUGUAUCAUCAAAGAUGACAGAAAUCCCAGAUGACAUAAUCAUAUAGUUGUCAUAUAUUUUUUGCAAUAAGACUUAAAUUUUUUUACUUGGGGAAUAAAGUCCAUUUGCCUGAGAGCACUGUCUGUUAACAAUUACAAUUUCUAACGUAACAUACAAAUGUGUACAUCACACCUAUGAAUACAAAAUAAAUAUUAUUAUAUAAUUAAAAAUCCGAUGAAAGAAGAGGACUUACUUAACAUAUAAUUUUUGUAUCAGCAUUGUAUAAUACAAUAAUUGCAACAAAUACAGUAAAAUUUUAGAAUAUGUAUUCUACGGGCCUUGAAUCAUGACCUCUGUGCAUAUAACAUUAAAACCUUGUGUUCAUAGGCGAAUAUAAUUAUUUUUUUAAUAUUGCAAUAUUAUGUAACUAAUAAAAUGUUAAGGCAGUACCUACUUACUAUUAGGUUUAAUUGCAUCCAUUGUUUUA